AUGGCUAUUGAAGCAAUCAUUUGGCUUGCGGUUAGGAACCUACAUGAUGCAUGGAUAUAUUCUAAUUUUCCAAUUAGUCCAACAGUGGAGACAACAUUCGGACAGGUCAUGGAGAAGCUCGUAGAUUCCCUAAAAAUCUUGGGAGGUACAGAGGAUGACAAAGGAAGUGCUCUGACAGUUGACAACUGGACGAUCAAGUUUCUGCAAGCUGUUUAUCUGGCAGAGGAGGCCAUACACACCUUCUUCCUAAGUACAAGUUUGCAUAAACAGAAAGUUUCUAUUAAGUUUCCUUCUUUCUUGAGGUCAUCCACGGUGCAAUUUCGUUUCAGCAAUGAGAUGAAAAAAAGUUUGGAUCAGCUCACUGACUGGGUAUCCGUCGAGCUGCGCAAAAGAACUUCUGAUAUUAUCAUAAAAUGUUGUGAAUUUUUUGAUGAAAAAAAGCAGUGCUUGCAAACAGUUUUUCAUCAGAUAAAUAAUGAAGAAGAUAUUUUUUGUUUCGAUUCUGAAAUUUCGGAAUUAAGUAGAUUAAUUUUGACUAGUGAGAAGCUUCUGAUAUCAGUGGUGGGUGUUGCAGGCUCUGGCAAGACAACUCUAGUGAAAAGAGUUUACAACCAUUCAGAGAUAAAGAAAAUUUUCCACAACCGUGCUUGGAUUUGUGUUUCUCCAAAUUUUAAAGAGAAAAAUCUAUUAGUUCAGAUAUUGAAGCAGGUGACUGAGGUUAGAGAUGAAGAGAAAUUGCCACUCGAGAAGUUGCAGGAGAAGCCUUGUAUUAAUUUAUUAAACACUCAGAGGUACUUAAUUGUCUUGGAUGAUGUCCACGCACCUGCUAUAUGGGAGAAACUCCAAGUGGUCUUUCCAAUCUCAUCAAAUGGUAGCAGGGUCAUCCUAACUAGCCGUGACAAUAAUAUAGCAACUCAUAUUGAUCCAACAAUUCCUCUUCUCCGAGUAAAUCCACUGACUGAGGACGAAAGUCGGAGUUUGUUUUCGAAAAGGGCCAGAAGAGAAACAGGAGACGAAGUGUUUUCUCAGGGAUAG
Molecule: messenger RNA, 1035 nt
Organism: Pistacia vera
Lineage: Eukaryota; Viridiplantae; Streptophyta; Magnoliopsida; Sapindales; Anacardiaceae
Product: probable disease resistance RPP8-like protein 2
Exons: 2
Coding region: 1-1035 (344 amino acids)
Biological process (GO): defense response to other organism
Molecular function (GO): ADP binding
Source: RefSeq, a predicted model, not a curated record